UCCGCGGUGGUGAGAGCCAGAAGGCGGUAGGGGUGGGGUUGUCCCCACUGCACAGCAGCUGGUCUGAGGGUCGGAGGCGGUGGUUGACAACUGUGCACGAGUCCCGUCUCUGUCGCCAACCUCUUAGGACCCCUCUGUACCUACAGAGUCGGAUGGCGGCGGCCGCGCCCCGGGACCCGACUCAGUUUGUUGGCAUGGAAUGGAGGAUGAAGAGACACCUUUUGAACAGAGUGUUUCCAUAGAAGUUUUAUCACAGGUCAGGAUUCCAAAGACAGGUGCCUCCAUCUAGAAGACUCACCCCUGUGAGAAAUGUGUCCCAAUCCUGAAAGACAUUUUGCACUUGGCCCAUCUACCUGGGCAGAAAGUGUAUGUAGAUGGAGCAUGUGCAGACCUGUACCAGCUUCGGGAGCAUCACAGUGCAGAGAAGAGGGAUGUGGGCAGGGCUUCAUUUAUAAAGAGCUGCAUAUUCCAUGUGUCAGGAAAUCCCUUCACCUGGAGAAAAGUUGGAAAGGAGUUCCCAGACACAUUGGGCUUUCUCCAGCACCAGGUGAUUCUCAACAGUAAGAAGCCAAACAAAAUCACCAAGUGUGGGGAGGCCUUUCCUUGUGGAGAAAGUCAUUACAAAUCAUGUGAAUGUGGGAAAGCCUCCAGCCACAAACACAGCCUUGUUCACCACCCAAGAGUCUCUACUAGAAAAAGGGUUUAUGAGUCUAGCAAAUAUGGGAAGGCUUUUCACUGCAAGUACUCACUUUGUUCAGCUCCAGAGAUCCCGCACUGGAGAAAGGCCUUACGAGUGCAGCGAAUGUGGAAAAUCUUUUAGGCUAAGGGCCACCCUCAUUAUACACCAGAGAGUUCACACUGGAGAAAAGCUGUAUAAGUGUGGUGAAUGUGGGAAAUCCUUUAGUCAGUGUUCCAACCUUAUUGAACACUGCAGAAUCCACAGUGGAGAAAGGCCUUUUGAGUGUGAGGAAUGCAGGAAAGCCUUUGCGUGCAAAUCCAAUCUUGUGAGGCACCAGAGAACACACACUGGAGAAAAGCCUUAUGAGUGCAGUGAAUGUGGGAAAUCCUUCAGACAAAGCUUCACCCUUGUUCGACACCAGAGAAUUCACACCACAGCAAGUCCUUAUGUGUGUGACCAGUGUGGGAAAUCCUUUAGCCAAAGAGCUGCUCUCAUUAGACACCAGAGAAUUCACACCAGUAAAAGGCUUUACGAGUGUGGAGAAUGUGGGAAAGCCUUUGGAUCCAAAUCCAAACUUUAUCGGCACAACUGAAGUCACACUGGCGAAAGGCCUCAUGAAUGUGCUGAAUGUGGGAAAUCUUUUACACAAAGCUACAGCCUUGUUGAACACCAGCGAAUUCAUAGCAGAGCAAGGCCUUUUGAGUGUGGCCAGUGUGGGAAACGCUUUAGCAGAAGAGCUAUUUUCACUAAACACCGAAGAAUUCACACUGGAGAAAGGCCUUAUAUGUGUCAUGAAUGUGGGAAAUCCUUUAGUCGAAGCACCAGCCUUACUCAACACUGCAACAUUCACACAGGAGCAAGGCCUUAUGAGUGUGGCCGAUGUGGAAAAUCCUUCAGGCAAAAAUCUGUUCUCAUUCAACACCAGGUAGUUCACACUAAAGAAAGGCCUUACGAAUGCAGCAAAUGUGGCAAAUCCUUUAGCCAACGCUCUAGCCUCAAUCUCCACCAGAAAUUUCACAGCAUGGAGAGGGCCCGUGAAUGUAGGAAAUACGGGAAAUCCUUCAUUCCAACCUCCAAUGUUGUUUAACACCAGAAAGUCCACAUUUGAAAAUGGGCUUAGAUUUGAAGGAAACAUGCCAUCUCCCUGUUCACUCUAAUGGCCCUAAAUAGUUGUGUGAGGGAGCCACAUGCCUGAAGUUGAACCUCAUACCUCCAAGCAUCCAGGGGGGCAAAAUAUCCCCUCAGUUUAUAGGCAUGUGUGAGGCUUACAGGGGCUGCACUGCACGGUCCAGACCACCCAGGGCCCUUACCCGAAUGCCACCACUGCCAGUUUUUCCAGUAGAAGCCAUCCCACUUUACUACCUUGUACACUGCUUCAUCGGUCACUCCAGUGUGCCUAAGGCAAGGCAAAUGUCUAUGGCCUCUCCCAUUCCCUGGAGGAAAUCUUGAGUAGUCUUUGCCCUUACAGUGAUUUCCCUUUUCUGGUUAAGUAUGAAUAUGACUCAGUUUGGGCCAAGAGUGGGCUCUGUUGGAAGCUUGCAGGGAAGGCUUACCUACUUCAUGGAAAUUGUUGGUUUCACAUGACACUUGUAAUUGAUUUUUCUAGUCUUUAGGUCAUCAACCAGUAACUAUCUACCUCAUUGCUCUGGUUUGUGCAGUAAUAAAGGCCUUAUUGUUUAAUGUACCUUUAAUCUGUUCACUGUUUGACGUGGGUGGAAAACAGAAUUGUACUCUGUGGAUGUGCUUUUGUGGGGGCCCCAGCUUUGUGCACCUCAGCAGGGACGACGUAAAGACCGAGAGUAGCUCUCAUUCCAGUUUUAGCCUAAUGUGCAUUGCUGCACAAGACCUAGGAACCAGUGCAGCGCUUCAUAGUCCUAAUUUGUGGACUCCAUACUUGCUGAGACCAUAGGACACUCUAAGGAGGGGUCCCUUGUUUUGCCAAGCUCCGGUGCCUUUAGGAAUGGUGUGAAUCUAUUCUCUUGCUCCUGGAGGGUGCUGUUGAGGGGAAGCUUUUCACCAGGUUCUACAAAGGAGUCAGUGUCCUGAUGUUUAUAAUUCUGAAGACUGGCAUCACUGUCAGAUAACAGGAGCCAGGCUUCAACCAUAACUGGUACUAAUAUUCUUGAUGUGAUUAACAGGCAGGGGAGGGGCCUGCAGCAAACCAGAUGGUGUAUGCCUCUUCUAAAAGUGCAACCUUGCAUGUUCCAGUGACUAUGCUUGUGAGGAAUUCCAGGACCACCACAGCUGUGUGUCUUCUGUAGCUGAAGUCAUUGUUAGAGCAAAUAAUCUAGAGUUUGUGAAUUCUUAUUGUCUUCCUGAGCUGUUGCCCUCAAGGGCCGUCCAUUGUUCUAAAGGCAGAGAAAUGAAAGAAUGGAGAUUGUCCAUUGGAGUAUUAGGUUGUUAAACCUGCUGGUUUCCAAAAAGUGGGCAAUUCAGAUUUUUUAUUUUGAAGAAUUUAUU
Messenger RNA from Lynx canadensis (Canada lynx), 3139 nucleotides. Its product is annotated as zinc finger protein 416-like. The coding region runs from base 705 to 1271 and encodes 188 amino acids. The record is from RefSeq and is a predicted model, not a curated record. The transcript has 2 exons. Gene Ontology annotation, molecular function: DNA-binding transcription factor activity; RNA polymerase II cis-regulatory region sequence-specific DNA binding. NCBI's taxonomy places the organism in Eukaryota, Metazoa, Chordata, Mammalia, Carnivora, Felidae. Gene Ontology annotation, biological process: regulation of transcription by RNA polymerase II.